UGUAGUUUGCGGGAGAGGCGCCGGCAGCCCUGGACAGAGCUCAGGCUUCACCUGCAUGGCGGCUGCGACGCGCGGCUGCUGGCCUUGGGGCUCGUUUCUCGGGCUGCUCGGGUUGCUCUCGGUCGCGUUUGCCGCCUGGGACCUGGCUUCGCUGCACUGUAACUUCGCCGACUUCUGCGAGUGCGACUUCCGGCCUGACUUCCAGGGUCUGGAGUGUGAUCUGGCCCAGCACCUGGCAGGUCAACACCUAGCCAAGGCGCUGGUGGUGAAGGCACUGAAGUCCUUUGUACAUGACCCGGCCCCCACCAAGCCGCUGGUCCUCUCCCUGCACGGCUGGACAGGCACCGGCAAGUCCUACGUCAGCUCCUUGCUGGCACAAUACCUCUUCCGGGGCGGCCUACGAAGCCCCCAUGUGCACCAUUUCUCCCCCGUCAUCCACUUCCCCCACCCCAGCCACAUCGAGCGCUAUAAGAAGGAUCUUAAGAGCUGGAUCCAGGGGAACCUCACUGCCUGCAGUCGCUCUCUCUUCCUUUUCGAUGAGAUGGACAAGCUACCCCCAGGCCUGAUGGAGGUCCUACGACCUUUCCUGGGCUCCUCCUGGGUUGUGUAUGGGACGAACUAUCGCAAAGCCAUCUUCAUCUUCAUCAGCAACACUGGUGGUGAGCAGAUCAACCAGGCGGUGCUGGAGGCAUGGCACAACCGCCGGGACCGUGAGGAGAUUCGCCUGCAGGAGCUGGAGCCGGCCAUCUCCCGGGCUGUCCUGGACAACCCGCACCAUGGCUUCUGGCGCUCAGGCAUCAUGGAGGAGCACCUCUUGGAUGCUGUGGUGCCCUUCCUCCCACUCCAGCGGCACCACGUGCGGCACUGCGUACUCAAUGAGCUGGCCCAGCUGGGCCUGGAGCCAAGGGAUGAAGUUGUGCAGGCUGUGCUGGAAAGCACCACCUUCUUCCCUGAGGACGAGCAGCUCUUCUCCUCCAAUGGCUGCAAGACUGUUGCCUCUCGAAUCGCCUUCUUCCUCUGAGUCAGAGUGGCAUCCUUGCUUUUCCCCACCCAGGCCAUCUAGGAAAGCCCUAGGGCCUCUGGCAGAAGGACCUUUGUCCCAAGCCUCCUGGAGACCGGGACCCAAAGCACAGAGAGUGAAGAUGGAGAAGGUGUUAGCUAGGCCAUGGCCUGGGGCAGGGUAAGCCCUGGCUCUUAACUGGUUUGAGGGCAUCUAUCUUGGCCUCUACUGCCUUCUUGGCCUCUACUCCUUCCCCAGGGAAAGGUCUGGUCACCACAGAACCUCACUGAGCCUUGACCUCCCCCUCUAGCCUGAGCCUUCUUAAAAUGUGAAUUGUAACUCAGGGACUGUGACUUGUGGCUAAGCCCUUCCUCCCAGGUUUAUUUACCCUUGGCCCUUGCACUGGCCUCGUACCCACCCAUACCCUGUGUUCCAGUGCAAUGGAGCCAGGCUGGAUCUUCUUAGUCCCCACAGAUAAAGGGACUCAAGGCGCCACUCAGGCCUGGUUUUUAAAGUUUUUAAUUUUGUAAAAGAAGAGAACAAGUACAAUAAACUUAGCUGUGGAACCAGAGGAA
This is a messenger RNA of Loxodonta africana (African savanna elephant), 1575 nucleotides long. RefSeq names its product torsin family 2 member A (gene TOR2A). Bases 56 to 1021 code for a protein of 321 amino acids. Lineage: Eukaryota; Metazoa; Chordata; Mammalia; Proboscidea; Elephantidae. The transcript is spliced from 5 exons. The record is from RefSeq and is a predicted model, not a curated record. Gene Ontology annotation, molecular function: ATP binding; ATP hydrolysis activity. Gene Ontology annotation, cellular component: endoplasmic reticulum; nuclear envelope; endoplasmic reticulum lumen.